CCCUGCUGCUCGACUCUCGCGGACAGCUUAUAGAGUGAGCAAAGGGUUCUCCUCACGAAGCGCCGUCUGAGGGCAACCUCUCUCUCUCUCUCUCUCUCUUCCUUAUCUUCUCCGAAGUCCCUCGCCUUUCCUCGGAAACCCUAGACGUCAGCAAAGAUGAAUAGGGAGAAACUUAUGAAGAUGGCGGGCUCGGUCCGCACUGGAGGAAAGGGUACCAUGAGAAGAAAGAAGAAGGCCGUCCAUAAGACUACCACCACAGAUGACAAGAGGCUUCAAAGCACCCUCAAGAGGAUUGGAGUUAAUGCUAUUCCUGCCAUUGAGGAAGUCAACAUUUUCAAGGAUGAUGUUGUCAUCCAAUUUACAAACCCCAAAGUUCAAGCAUCAAUUGCAGCAAAUACAUGGGUUGUCAGUGGGACUCCUCAAACCAAGAAAUUGCAAGAUAUUCUCCCGGGGAUCCUAAACCAAUUGGGGCCUGAUAACUUGGACAACCUGAGGAAGCUAGCAGAGCAGUUCCAGAAGCAGGGUAAUGCAGGCGAAGGAGCUGCUGCUGCCGGCCCAGAGGAGGAUGAUGAUGAGGUCCCUGAACUCGUUGCAGGGGAGACCUUUGAGGCUGCUGCAGAAGAGGGUCAUGCCGCCGCUUCUUGAAUGCCACACGGUUUCUUCGGCAGACUCCCAUAUAUAAUGUGCUUUUGGAGUUUUUCCUUGUACUCUUCACUCGUCUCUCCGCCUCUAUUUUCACAUCUCGAUUAUGCGUUCAACUGAAGCUCCAUAUAUGAUGCAGAGUGACAUGCUGAGUAGCUUAUUGGAAGUUUUAGAUCCAGACAAACUCUUUUACAUAAUUCAUCAUAUGGGUGUUUUUGCAACAGAGCCCUCCUUGUACCCUUCAAGACCUUUGAUAGUCGAAUUUUUCUUCAAGUCCUAACA
Molecule: messenger RNA, 924 nt
Organism: Punica granatum (pomegranate)
Lineage: Eukaryota; Viridiplantae; Streptophyta; Magnoliopsida; Myrtales; Lythraceae
Source: RefSeq, a predicted model, not a curated record